AUGCAAGCUCAAAUGGAAAACAUCCACAUCGGACCAUUCCCCUACCUGGCUGAUUUCGGAGAUAGCCAAGCGCAAGGAUGGGAAGAUGCCACUGCUGAGGUAGCAGCUUCACGACACUAUGCUAUUAUGACGGGUACCUACGAGUUCAUGCCUGCGGUUGGGUUUGCGGCGGCAUUCGAACCAUCAGGAAAUAUGAUCGCGCACAUUAAAGCCAGUCUCUUGUUCGAAAAGCACCCUAUGGUCUAUGAUAGUGUCAACACGACCAAUGUCAACACUUCUCAGAUAUAUGACAUUGAUGGCCAAAUGGCCAAAUGUCGUGGGGCGUCUUGCAGCAGAUUGUGGGUGGGUAUCUGGACUACAUUCCUAGAGUGGAGGGCUCACUGGUCGGUCCCCCACAAGUAG
Molecule: messenger RNA, 402 nt
Organism: Penicillium antarcticum
Lineage: Eukaryota; Fungi; Ascomycota; Eurotiomycetes; Eurotiales; Aspergillaceae
Product: aliphatic nitrilase
Exons: 1
Coding region: 1-402 (133 amino acids)
Source: RefSeq, a predicted model, not a curated record